UGCCUCCAAGUUAUUCACCCAGCUAUUCACCUUACCCAUGUAUGAUGCCCCAAGAAGGCCAAUCAGCAUCCCUACCAACACAGAUGCCACUACCCAAUCUCCCACAUCCCAGCCCGCCAGAGUCUCCACCGCCCCCGCCCAGGGUCUACAAACCAUGCUUUGUUUGCCAGGACAAGUCUUCCGGAUACCACUAUGGGGUCAGCGCCUGCGAAGGUUGCAAGGGUUUCUUCCGACGGAGCGUGCAGAAGAACAUGCAAUACACAUGCCACCGCGACCAAAAGUGCAUCAUCAACAAAGUCACACGGAAUCGCUGCCAACACUGCCGACUCAAGAAGUGUUUCGAAGUUGGAAUGUCCAAAGAAUGCGUGAGGAACGACAGGAAUAAGAAGAAAAAGAAGAAUGAUGAGGUGACGGAGAGCCUGGUAAUUCCAACCGAAAUUGAAGAUAUCCUGCAGGAAGUUCUACGAGCCCACAGGGACACCUUCCCACAAAGACCACUACACCCAAUCCACAAUGUGCAGGAUGAGGAGGAAGAAGGGGUCCCGAAUCACCCCAUUAGUAACUUCAAGGGUCAAGACAUCGAUAUGGUCAUGUUUGAUUACGUAACGGACAUGUCAUCGAGGGCCAUCGUCAUGGUGGUGGACUUUGCCAAGAAGCUGCCUGGAUUCCUGACGUUGAGUACCCAAGAUCAGAUCACCCUCCUUAAAGCCUCUUGCCUUGAUAUCAUGAUCCUGAGGAUAUGUUCCCGAUUCAACCCACAAGAUGCUAGUGUGACAUUUACCACCGGACUGACCCUUACCCAGGGUCAACUCAAGGCUGGUGGCUUCGGCAGUCUCCUUGACGUGAUCUUCACAUUCGCUUCAUCUCUCUCCAGAAUGCACAUUGACGAGACCGAGAUUGCAUUACUAUCGGCCAUCUGUCUCAUCAGUGAAGACCGGACUGGUUUAGAGGAUGCUCCAAGGAUAGAGAAGAUGCAGGAGCCAUUGUUAGAAGGAUUAAGACUCUACGUCCGCAAACGACGACCCAAGGAGUCACAUUUCUUUGCUAAGCUUCUGAUGAAGAUCACAGAUUUACGCUGUAUCAGCGUCAAGAGUGCAGAGAAGGUAUUUGACAUGAAGGUGGAGUUUGUCAAAGAGAUGCCAGCUCUAAUCUCAGAGAUGAUCGACAAGAAUGACGACGAGUAGCGAUCCAUGCAGCUCCAAAAUAAGGAAAAUGAAAAGAACAGAACAAACCGACCAAUCAAAUUACAUGUUAAUUUUUGUAUUUUGUCCGACCAAUCAGGAGCUGCCUUUCUCUUGUCACUGCUUUGUAGGAUACAAUGAAGAAGUCGCAAAGCGUGAAGAGGGAUGUUAUAUUUGAAUGAGUGACUGAUCCUGUAUGUGAGUGAAUGUGUGUGUGUGUGUGGGUGCAUAUAUGAGUUUGAAUGUAAGGGUUUGUGUGUGUUUACAGGCUGGUCACAUCUCACCGGGGUUUUUUUUUUCAUAUCAAAAUCAAUGAAAAGCUUUUUGAUCACUAUACAGAAUAGGUGCUGGUGUCAAGUGAGCGUGAAUCAUUUUUGCUACAUGAUUGUCCAGUACCUUUUCUGAAUUAAACAGUCUGAUUUAUUCUGGUGAUAUGUGACCAGUCUUCCUUAUUUUUCAUGUUUAUUCUUUAAUGUAAAGAGAGUAAGCUUGUGUGUGAGCUUAUGCAGAGAAAUGGUUGUAGCAACCACUAAAUGUUACAGUUAUCAAAAAUAUAUUUUUGUGAAGUAUGCCAUAAAAUUGCAAGAUUGUGGGAUAUAAUCGGCAGUGUUAAGAAAGAUAUAUUGUUUUUAAGAUAAUGUAACGAGUGGACCCAUUCUGAUGUAUUUACAUCCUCAUCUUGCUAGAAUGAGUUUUUAGCUAUGAAGACUUGGAUUUAGGGAAUUCUGUACAGGUAUUACGUUCAGGAGCUUGUGUUUUAUCAGAGAGAUAUUAUUUUACGCCCUUCCGUGGUGAUUGAUGGUGAUUAUAGUAAUUCUAUCCUCCUUUAUAUCUAUGCAUCUUGAUGCAGUUGCAAUCAAUGAUUUGUGCGUCAAAUUUACAUCAUAUGUACAUGUUGAAUUCAGAGGGGGAAACCUCCUAGUUUAUUCAGUGGUAUGCAGUGUAAACCACUGGCAAACAUGGGGUUUUCCCCUGUUUUUAAUGAAGUGCACUUACAGUCAAUAUUUGUAUUUCAUGUGAUUUUGUUUUUGGUUCACUCUGAUGCAAAUUCAAUCAAAGCAAAUCAAAGGGGAAAAAAUGAGAAUGCUUAAAAAAUGAAAAUCUUUUCCAUUCUAAGUCUACCAUGAUUAUUGCAAUUCAUGUUUCAUUUACAUCUUCCUGUAAUAGGUAGAAGUAUGACUUUUAUAUAUUUCUUUGAUAAAAAAAAAGUCAAUAUGUUUACUGACCAUUUUGACAUGAGAAUCAUAAAGUGAAUCAUCGUUAUACAAAAGUGUUGAAUCAAAAUCACUUUUUACGCUACUUAGACAUCAUGAAAUAUAUGGAAAUUUCUCUGUAAAACAUUAGCAUGAACGGAACACAAAAUGUAAUAUAUGCCCAAUAUUCUGUAUAAAGAAUCUUUCCACUUUCCCACCCAUUCUAAAAUGAGUAAUAUGUAGUCUUCAAUAGCUGUGAACAUAUAGCUGUAAACAUAUAUGAGUGAUUAUGUGAUUAAUAACACUGUAUGCAUGUAUGAAUAUCUGUGGAGAAUAAAGUGGAAUUUUUAGUGUGACUCUGAAUUGGUAUUCAUUGCAUAAGCAUUUUUGCUCAUCAAAUGGGAGAAAGUUUUAUAAUUCAAGAAUAAUACAGUAAUCACCAAGUAUCUGAUAUCUCCUUGUUCAUAUGAAAUUCUAUUUUGAUAUAUCUGUGCUAGAAAGAAGAAAAAUGGGAUGGGUUUUGUCUGAGUGGCAACCAAUUACCUCACAAAUCUUUUCAGGUAUAUGCGAAACAAGAACAUUCACACUAAAAAUUCUACCACUCUUCAAAAUUACUGGUGCUAUUUACGAGGAAGGAGAGUAGAAUGACUAAUCUAUUUUUUUUUUCAUCGCUGCCUAGAAAAUUUUCCACCCUCUUUCACCCACUUGCCCUCUCAGAGAUCAGUGUUUCCCUCAAAUUGGCAAUUGUAGGGCUAAUGCUCUUUGAGAGGGAAAGGGGUCAAAGCAACAAAUGCUAUGAAUCACUGCCAUUUUAUCUAAGAAAGUCAUUAUCAUGCUCUGAUUUUAACAAAUAAUAAUAUCUGUGUAUACUGCCGUAAUGUACAUUCUCAGACAUGAAACUGUGUUUCCUGAAUAUAUGAAUUUUGUAGGGGCUGUUUACAUUGACUUCAGAUUCAUGAUCAUUAAAGGCUGAUCUGGGUUCUGUUUCAUAAAGACUUGUUAUAAUAGCAAAUGUACAUUUUAUAUAACAAAUUUACUAUCAGCCAAUCAGAAUGAAUGAUUUUAAUAGUUUUAAAUGUUAUUACAUUAAACAUCUAAAACUAUUAAAAUAGUUUUUUGAUAAUAGGUUUCAUAAUAACAAAUUUGUUAUUAUAAAACCUUUUAUGAAACGGACCCAAGAUGUCCUUCACAGUUAGGAUGGAACAUGUCUUCAAGUACUGUGCACAACAUGUACAAUGCAGUGACUGUGAACAUCAUAUGACUUUGAAAACAAACAGAAUAUAUGUGUGAACAGAUCCAUGCCAUCUAUCCAGCAAUAACACUAAAGUAUUUAUGUCAUCAUAAUGACUGAAACUGAUUGAAAAUGGCACAACUUUGUACAACUAUUAAAACUAAACAGUGCUAUUUUCAUGUUUGUAGACAAGACAUCUUUUAUGUUCUUGUAACCACAUAUUCUCAAUUCCACCAAUUUUGAUCUACACUGCAUUACAAUAUGACUUGCAAUGCUCUGUGUUGUAAUUUAAACAGCUAUUUUAACCCUGCAGAGAAUUGUAUUCCUGGAGUUUCUCUUUCAUGAAUUAAACCUUCAAUUAUAGAUGAUGAUGUGGUUUGAUUUAGGGCCUGUGUUUAUGUCUUUGAAACUGAUCAAAAUUUUUAUACAAAGUGAUAUUUUCCUCCAUCUUUCUUCCUUUGCCUCUGUUAUCAUUUGAGUUAAUUCUUAGCUCGGCACCGGCACUUAAACGUUUGUACAGAUUUAAAAAUGUUGUUCUUCAUAUUUUUUUUUUAAAUAUUGAACUGAAAUAACAAGUUGUAGAUAUGCGAGGAGUAUUUUUAUGAUCAUGUAAAGUGUGAUAAUUGUGUUCUUUUGGGGCUUGUAUUAUUGUUAUUGUUUGUUGAUAUAUAUUGAAAAAAAUAUGAUUUUUUUUUUUUACAUACCCCAUAUAAAGUUUACAUGUUUCUACUUCCUAGCAUUUUCUCCGCUAUUCUUUGCAAAGAUAGCUAAGGCAUGGUUUGUUCAAGAAUACAUUUUUAUGAAGCAAGAUAAAAAGUUAGGGUGAACAAUUGUGGUUUUAAAAUUGAAUAUGAGAUGCAGAUGUUUCAAUUUUCAACACUUAACUACAUGCCUCCAGUACUAAGACGUAGGCUUAAAGCCUUAUAAAAUAGAUUUUAUGAUUUUUUAUUAAAAGUUGUUUUUUGCUUUCAAAGUAUGCUUGCCCUAUGUGUUAAAAAAUGUUAUGAUAAUUAGGUUGGUAGAUUCAAAAUAUGAUUUAUUUCAUAAUUGAUUUUUUUUUUAAUGGGAUAACAGAUUUGUUAGAUGAAAUCAUAAUUUAUUUGUUUUUAAAGAAAAUUCAAGUUUUCCCUACCUGGAUUGUUGCUCAAAUUUACAUUUGGCUGGUAAAAGAAAGCUCCACAUUUUAGAACAAUUUUUAGGGCAGUUUUUUUUUCUUAACAGAUAUAUAUGUAUGACA
Molecule: messenger RNA, 4842 nt
Organism: Lytechinus pictus (painted urchin)
Lineage: Eukaryota; Metazoa; Echinodermata; Echinoidea; Temnopleuroida; Toxopneustidae
Product: retinoic acid receptor alpha-like
Exons: 7
Coding region: 42-1184 (380 amino acids)
Biological process (GO): retinoic acid receptor signaling pathway; regulation of transcription by RNA polymerase II; cellular response to corticotropin-releasing hormone stimulus
Cellular component (GO): transcription regulator complex; nucleus
Molecular function (GO): nuclear glucocorticoid receptor binding; zinc ion binding; nuclear receptor activity
Source: RefSeq, a predicted model, not a curated record